Rangifer tarandus platyrhynchus (Svalbard reindeer) is the source of this 2271-nucleotide messenger RNA. The record is from the annotation of a GenBank genome assembly. NCBI's taxonomy places the organism in Eukaryota, Metazoa, Chordata, Mammalia, Artiodactyla, Cervidae.
AUGCUGGGGGUCUGCAGAGGGAGACGGAAAUUCCUGGCUGCUUCGCUGACUCUUCUCUGCAUCCCAGCCAUCACCUGGCUUUACUUGUUUGCCGGGAGCUUUGAAGAUGGGAAGCCGGUGUCUCUGUCCCCGCUGGAGGCCCAGCCGCACAGCCCCCGGUACACUGCAUCCAGCCAGCGGGAGCGCGAGAGCCUGGAGGUGCGCGUGCGCGAGGUGGAGGAGGAGAACCGUGCCCUCCGCCGGCAGCUCAGCUUGGCCCAGGGCCGCAGCCCGUCCCACCGGCGUGGCAACCACUCUAAGACCUACUCCAUGGAAGAGGGCACCGGCGACAGUGAGAAUCUUCGCGCCGGCAUCGUGGCGGGCAACAGCUCUGAGUGCGGGCAGCAGCCGGUGGUGGAGAAGUGCGAGACAAUCCAUGUUGCUAUUGUCUGUGCCGGAUACAACGCCAGCCGGGACGUAGUCACCUUGGUGAAGUCUGUCCUGUUUCACAGGCGGAACCCCUUGCAUUUCCACCUCAUUGCCGACUCCAUCGCCGAGCAGAUCCUGGCAACGCUCUUCCAGACCUGGAUGGUACCUGCGGUGCGUGUAGACUUCUACAAUGCUGAUGAGCUCAAGUCUGAAGUUUCCUGGAUCCCCAACAAGCACUACUCUGGGAUUUAUGGUCUGAUGAAGCUUGUCCUCACCAAGACUCUUCCUGCCAACCUGGAGAGGGUCAUCGUGCUUGACACAGACAUCACCUUUGCAACAGACAUUGCCGAGCUCUGGGCUGUGUUCCACAAGUUCAAAGGUCAGCAGGUCCUGGGCCUGGUAGAGAACCAGAGUGAUUGGUACCUUGGAAACCUGUGGAAAAAUCACCGUCCUUGGCCUGCCCUUGGAAGAGGCUACAACACAGGGGUGAUCCUGCUGCUUCUAGAUAAGCUGCGGAAGAUGAAGUGGGAGCAGAUGUGGAGGCUGACCGCAGAGAGGGAGCUGAUGGGCAUGCUUUCUACGUCCUUAGCUGACCAGGACAUUUUCAACGCUGUCAUCAAACAAAACCCCUUCCUCGUGUAUCAGCUGCCCUGCUUCUGGAACGUUCAGCUGUCGGACCACACCCGCUCCGAGCAGUGCUACAGAGACGUAUCUGAUCUAAAGGUCAUUCACUGGAACUCCCCCAAGAAGCUGCGGGUGAAGAACAAGCACGUAGAGUUUUUCCGUAACCUCUACCUGACCUUCCUGGAGUACGAUGGGAACCUCCUGCGACGAGAGCUGUUCGGCUGCCCCAGUGAGUCUGACGUCAACAGUGAAAACCUCCAGAAGCAGCUCUCAGAACUGGACGAGGAUGACUUGUGUUAUGAGUUCCGGCGAGAGCGGUUCACCGUCCACCGAACCCACCUAUACUUCCUGCACUAUGAGUAUGAGCCCGCUUCAGACAACACAGACGUCACCCUGGUUGCUCAGCUCUCCAUGGACAGGCUCCAGAUGCUGGAGGCCAUCUGCAAACACUGGGAGGGGCCCGUCAGCCUGGCGCUCUACCUGUCGGACGCCGAGGCCCAGCAGUUCCUCCGCUACGCACAGGGCUCCGAGGUGCUCAUGGGCCGCCACAACGUGGCCUACCACAUCGUGUACAAGGAGGGCCAGUUCUACCCCGUGAACCUGCUGCGCAACGUGGCCAUGAAGCACGUGGGCACGCCCUACAUGUUCCUGUCCGACAUCGACUUCCUGCCCAUGUACGGACUCUAUGAGUACCUCAGGAAGUCUGUCAUCCAGCUGGACCUCGCCAACACCAAGAAGGCCAUGAUCGUCCCCGCGUUCGAGACACUGCGCUACCGGCUCUCCUUCCCCAAGUCGAAGGCAGAGCUGCUCUCGAUGCUAGACAUGGGGACCCUCUUCACGUUCAGGUACCAUGUCUGGACGAAAGGCCACGCACCCACAAACUUCGCCAAGUGGCGGACUGCCACCACGCCUUACCAGGUUGAGUGGGAGGCCGAUUUCGAGCCGUAUGUUGUUGUGAGACGGGACUGCCCUGAGUAUGACCGAAGGUUUGUGGGCUUUGGCUGGAACAAGGUGGCUCACAUCAUGGAAUUAGAUGCCCAGGAGUAUGAAUUCAUCGUGCUGCCCAAUGCGUACAUGAUCCACAUGCCUCACGCCCCCAGCUUCGACAUCACCAAGUUCCGGUCCAACAAGCAAUACCGCAUCUGUCUCAAAACCCUAAAGGAAGAGUUUCAGCAGGACAUGUCCCGCCGCUACGGCUUUGCUGCCCUCAAAUAUCUCACGGCCGAGAACAACAGCUAG